Messenger RNA from Penicillium brasilianum, 213 nucleotides. The record is from the annotation of a GenBank genome assembly. Lineage: Eukaryota; Fungi; Ascomycota; Eurotiomycetes; Eurotiales; Aspergillaceae.
AUGUAUCAGGAUAGUCCUACUUUGGUGCGAUUCUGGCCUAUGAGUUUGGGGGCCCCUUUGCAUGUGGCAGCAGAGCUAGGGAAAACGGAUGCGAUUCGUCAUUUGAUUAAUCUCGGAGCAGACACUAGCGUUAAGGACGCGCACGGCCGCACCGUUAUGGAGUGGGCACAGAAGUUGAAUCAGACGGAAGUUGUGAGGUUUUUGGAAGACUAA